Adelges cooleyi (spruce gall adelgid) is the source of this 6035-nucleotide messenger RNA. Its product is annotated as kinesin-like protein KIF11. Bases 250 to 5166 code for a protein of 1638 amino acids. Gene Ontology annotation, cellular component: nucleus; spindle microtubule; transcription regulator complex. Gene Ontology annotation, molecular function: plus-end-directed microtubule motor activity; microtubule binding; ATP binding. Lineage: Eukaryota; Metazoa; Arthropoda; Insecta; Hemiptera; Adelgidae. The transcript is spliced from 30 exons. Gene Ontology annotation, biological process: microtubule-based movement; mitotic spindle assembly; regulation of DNA-templated transcription. The record is from RefSeq and is a predicted model, not a curated record.
CAGUCAGCAGUCAUUACAAUUUAAAUUACGACAGGUAACAGGUUUAGGCUAUGUUACUAUUUGUAUUUUCUAUUGUGUUUUAUACUUUUAUGCGUUCACCUGCCACCAAAUCAUAAGUUUCACCAAAUAAUAUUUAAUAUCUAAAAAAUUAUUUAAGCUUAACACAUUCCGCAGUGCGUUGCUGAGUGCUAUAAACUUACUUUUAAAUUGCCGUGUUUACUUGGUGUUUUUAUUUAUAUUUUACAAAUUAUGGCUGACCAUCUUUUCCAAAAAAAGGGUUCCUCGCCUGAGAAACCUAUAGAAGUUUUUGUCAGAGUCAGACCCAUGACUGAUGCUGAUAAAAGUAAAGGCUUGCCAGUUGUAGAAGUGUCACAAAACCAAAAGGAAGUAGUUGUGACAGAAAAGACAAUUAUGUCAGAUCGCCGAACAAAAACAUUUCAUUUUGAUAAAGUUUUUGGACAAAAUUCAAAACAAGUUGAUGUGUAUAAUUGUGUUGUGUAUCCGUUAAUCAAAGAAGUAUUAGAUGGAUACAAUUGUACUGUAUUUGCUUAUGGACAAACAGGAACCGGAAAAACAUUUACAAUGGAAGGAGAAAGAUUAAAUGGUCAUUCAAAAGUAUCUUGGAAUAAGGAUCCAGUGUCUGGUAUUAUUCCACGUGCUUUAAGCCAUAUGUUUGAUGAGCUAAGACUUUUACAAGUUGAACAUACAGUGAGAGCCUCAUUUUUAGAACUGUACAAUGAAGAAAUCUUUGACCUUCUUUCUACUUCUGAAGAGGUUAUUCAUAAAUCUUUAAGAAUUUUUGAAGAAAAGAAAGGAUCAGUUAUUGUACGCGGUUUAGAAGAAGUCAUUGUAGGUAAUAAAGACGAAGUGUACAAGUUACUUGAAAAAGGGUCUAAGAGACGACAAACAGCUGCAACGUUAAUGAAUGCUCAAUCCAGUCGAUCGCAUACAAUAUUUACUAUAACUGUACAUAUAAAAGAAUCAACAAUUGAAAGUGAAGACAUUGUUAGAGUUGGCAAGUUAAAUCUCGUAGAUUUGGCGGGUAGCGAAAAUAUUGGACGUUCGGGUGCUAUUGACAGGCGUGCUUGUGAAGCUGGAAAUAUUAACAAAUCAUUAUUAACACUUGGACGUUGCAUUACAUCUCUAGUAGAGCAAACCCCUCAUAUUCCAUACAGAGAGUCUAAACUUACUCGUUUACUACAAGAUUCCUUGGGGGGUAAAACAAAAACAUCAAUUAUUGCAACUGUGUCACCAUCACAUUGUAAUGUUGAAGAGACCUUAAGCACUUUGGAUUAUGCUUCCAGAGCUAAAAACAUUAAAAAUAAACCAGAAGUCAAUCAAAAAUUUACAAAAAAAGCUUUGAUAAAAGAGUAUACGGAUGAGAUUGAAAAACUUAAACGGGAUUUAUGUGCAACUAGAGAUAAGAAUGGUGUGUAUGUUGCUGAGGAAAACUAUAACGACAUGGUAUUAAGAUUAGAAAAAAAUGAAGCCGAUAUAUGUGAAAAAAUUGCUACAAUAAGAGCUGUAAAUGAAGAAUUAAACAGAAAAGAAGAAAUUAUGAGAGAUUUAAAAGUGGACUUGAUUAGAACGAUGGACGAGAAAGAUAGAAGAGACAGCCUUAUUGUUAAACUUGAUAGAGAAGCGACAAAUUUAAGAACGUUAGCAGAAGUUUAUGAAAAUGAUAACAAAAAGUUACACGAUAAAAUUGAACGUACAAUUAAUGUUGAAAGAAUCAACGAGUCGGCCAUUGAUAAAUUGAAAAACCGUGUUUCGGAAACUAAUGCAUCAUUCUCAAAUACUCUAGCAUUGUUUGAAAGCAAAAAUAGAGAAUAUUUAGACACACAAAAUAAGCUUAAUGAUGAUAUGUACAAUCAGCAUUAUUGUAUAUUAAAUGAAUUAAAAACGGUUGUGGGCAAAGUAAAUGACAACACUGAUACAACUAAUAAAGUUUUUUCAUGUAUGAAAAAUGAGAUAAUUAAAGCACUUGAUCUCGGACAAAAUGGAAGUGGUGAGAUAGAACAAGGAGUUAAAAAUUUGUUAAUGGAAAUGCAACAACUAAAAUCUGCGAUCACACAAAAAUCACAAACUAUAAGUCAUGUUGUUGCUUCUAUGGAUUCAUAUCAUAAUACUAUUAUCAAACACAUAAGCGAGACGAAAUUGCAUAACAAAAACAUAAAUGAAAUUUUAAAUGAGAUUAAAUAUCGUUUCAAUCUUCAGAAUAAAUCUAAUAAAUCUAUCGAACAUGUUAUGAACCAUUUGAAGAAGUGUUAUGAACAAAUGGAUAUUGAAAAACAGGAAUCGUUGGAGAAAAUUAAUAAAAUUAAGGAUAACUUUGUCAGUUAUAUGUCACUAUUUUUAAAAGACAUUGAUAUUGUCAGUGACACAAAGCCCUUCAAUGCUAUAAAAGCAGACUAUGUAAGUCAUAAUGAUAAAUUGACAGAAAUGUUUGCAAAACAAAACGAGGAAAAAGAACACAUGAGUCAGGGUAUAACGUCAUUGGAAAGAAUUCAUAAGCAAACCUCUGAUUUAUUAGAACCAAUAGAAUAUCUUACUAAUGAGAGUCAAUCAACUUUAAAUAUAAUUUCUAAUGGAGCUCAAUUCCAUGAACUCUCACAUACAUGUGCGUCAAACCAAGAGACAUUAUUACAGCUACAAAAUAACAUAUCAUCCGAAUUUGGACGUUUGACACAGAAUAUCAAUAAAGAAAUUGAAAGAGUUGAAGAAAACAUUGUGAAUAUUACUGAUAAUAUGUCCGAAACCAUUAAAGAAGCAAACAUUUUGUUCAAAGAGUCUGAGAACAAUACUAACGAGUUUCAUUCAAAACUGUCAGCAUUAAAUGAAAAACAGGUCGAUAGCGUUGGUACUGGUAGCUUAUGUGUCAAAGAAGAAUUUUUCAGACAAGAAACUAAUAUAAACAUGUUUUUAAACGAAGCUAAGCAAUGUGAACCAUCAGGUGAAACACCAAAGAGGAAACAAUUUGAUUAUCCAGAUUGUGUUAACACCACAUUGAGACGAGAGAUCUUACAGAAUUUUCUUGUCGAUACCAGUGAAUUAGUAGUGAGUUCUACAUCAACGUCUGUGAGCUCUAGCCUUAUAUCAUUAAAUGGAUCUGAUUCAAAUAUACCUUCAAAAGAAAAUAGCCCUAAAGUUAUAAAGAAACACGCCCAUUCAAAACAAAACAAAAACGAUUACAACAACAAAUGUUGGCGGCGGUGUAAUUUUUUGGCAAUCAAAUUGCUUCUUUGUUUUUUUUUUAUUAUUAAUCAAUUUGUACUUCGAAUUAUUUAUUUUAAUAAGUUUAUUAUGGAAACAGACGCACAUAUGAUGUCUCAACAGUACGCACAAGCUCAGCCACAACAAAUACAGCAUCCACCAGCUCCUCAACCAACCAGAGAAAUGCAACAGACCAGUGCCCCAACCUCAGCUGAUGCUUGCUUAAGUAUUGUUCACAGUUUGAUGUGCCACCGACAAGGAUGGGAAAGUGAAGGCUUUGCUAAACGAGCUAUAGAAUCUUUAGUUAAGAAGCUUAAGGAAAAAAGAGAUGAAUUAGAUAGCCUUAUUUUGGCUAUAACCACAAAUGGUUCUCACCCAAGUAAAUGUGUUACUAUACAAAGAACAUUAGAUGGGAGAUUACAGGUAGCUGGACGUAAAGGUUUCCCACAUGUUAUUUAUGCAAGGAUAUGGCGAUGGCCAGAUUUGCAUAAAAAUGAGCUCAAACAUUUAAAAUACUGCCAGUAUGCUUUUGAUUUAAAAUGUGAUUCAGUAUGUGUAAAUCCGUAUCAUUAUGAAAGAGUUGUAUCACCCGGUAUAGAUUUAAGUGGCCUUACACUUCAAAGUGGUACAUCGACUAAUGGUUCUGGGAGAAUAAUAGGUCUGAGAGAUGAGUAUACGGCUGGGGGAGGAGGAAUGUCUCCAUCACCACCUGGUUCUAGUCAGGUUAGUAGUUCCAAUAUGGAUAGUGACGUGUCUGGGAAUAGCCCAGCCGUAACUGUGCAGCAUCACUUACCACCCAUAUACCAUCAACAAAAUCCAGUCACCGACGUAUCUCAAUCAACUGUAUCCCAACCACCCGGAGAUAUUGGUAUGUUUCGAUCUUCACAACCACAACCACAGCAACAACGACCUAGUCAUCAAAUCGGUAUAAGCUCUCAAGUGCAAAUUAAGACCGAAUCGUGUAACAAUUGGAUGCCUGGUACUCCUUCACAUAUAUCCCCAAAUAGACCGCCUAAUAUGCCUUUGCAGAAUUCAAGUAUGUUUACUGGACAAGAAGAUGAAAAUUUGUUACCAAGCCAAACAAUAACCCCUCAUGACUAUCAGGGACCGGCUGCCUCAAUGCCUGGUACAACUACAGGUAACCGAACCGUUCAAAGCACUCUCACCUAUACACAUUCAAUGCAACCUCCGCAUCCCACUUUUUGGGGAGUAUCUGAAAUGGGUUUGAGUGGACUAUUGUCAUCACAACCAGCUCCUGAAUAUUGGUGUUCGAUUGCUUAUUUUGAACUAGAUACACAAGUUGGUGAAACAUUCAAAGUGUCGUCUACUUGUCCCCAUGUCACAGUUGAUGGUUAUGUCGAUCCAUCCGGAAGUAAUCGGUUUUGUUUAGGUGCUCUGAGUAAUGUUCAUAGGACUGAACAGAGUGAAAAAGCCAGGCUCCACAUUGGUAAAGGCAUCCAGCUCGACUUGAUAGGAGAAGGAGAUGUUUGGCUUAAAUGUCAAAGUGAUCAUUCUGUGUUUGUACAAUCUUACUAUUUAGACAGAGAAGCUGGCCGAGCCCCUGGUGACGCAGUGCAUAAAAUAUACCCGCACGCAUACAUUAAGGUGUUUGACUUAAGACAAUGCUACAGACAAAUGCACCAACAAGCUGAAACAGCUCAAAAUGCAGCUGCGGCACAAGCUGCUGCUGUAGCAGGCCAUUUGGCUGGACCUCAUAGUGUAGGCGGUAUUGCACCAGCUAUAAGUUUUAAUGCUGCUGCUGGUAUUGGAGUAGACGAUCUGAGAAGGUUGUGUAUAUUGAGACUUAGUUUUGUUAAAGGAUGGGGUCCAGACUAUCGACGAAGUAGCAUAAAAGAAACCCCUUGUUGGAUUGAAGUACACUUACAUAGAGCAUUGCAACUUUUAGACGAAGUAUUACACUCGAUGCAAAUUGACGGUCCAUCAAGGGCUUAAUUUUUAACUAGACUAUGAUAUUCAAGUGUAGUAAGAUAUAUUUUUUUUUUUAACAGGAGGUAAUUUGUUUGAAUUAAAAAAAAAUUGACUCUUUAGCUACAUUUACCUAAUAAUUUGGUAUUAUGUUCAUUUACUGGAGGUCUGACAAAUUAGCCGUUUAGUUUCAGCUGUUUUAAUGAUUAAUAAUGAUUACUACAGCUUGUAGUUUUAUCAUCAUUUUUUACCCAAGAUGUCUAACAGUGACACUUAAAAAAUAUUAAUUUAUAUCUUUGAUAUUUACCAUUAGGUAGUACGAAGAUUCCAUUGAAAUUAUUUUAUUUUUAUACAUUUAUUUAUUCAUUUAAGUUGAAUGAACUAUUGUUUUAUUUUUUAUGUUUAUUUUAUUGUUUGAAAAGAAUAAAGGUAGUUUUAUACCCUCCUAAAUCUUUUGUUGUGUGUAAAUAUUUGAUUAAAUUUUACUUGUUACUUUUUAAUAUACCAGUAUUUUAAUUUAACUUUAUAACUGAUAAAACAUUUAAAAAAAGUAAUUUUACUAGUAAAAAUAGUAUAUAGACUUAUUAUUUAAAUAUGUACCCUACCUCCUCUUAAUGGAAUUAUUACAUAAGACUAAUGUAAUUUGGGCAUUUUAUUGAACCUCACUUUUUUAACUACCUCAGGCUCAUAUUAAUUUUAUAUUUUGUAACAAAGAAUAUAAUGUCCUAUGAGCCUUUGAAUUUAAGCUUCAAAUAAAAUAAAAUUGUGCUGCUGUUUUUAUAAGCAAUUAAUAUGAUUAUUCUUUUGAUAUAAAAUGUUAAUAUUUUAACUCAAAGCAAGAAAUGAGAUAUCUUUAUAGUCAUAUUUUGUACUUGCCACUAUAAUUUGUAUUGUAA